GUGUCGGAAACGUUGCCGUUUUAAAAACAUAAUCCAUAUACUACUUGUGUUUCUCUGCUCCAUUGGAACUUCCAUGUCCAACGAAUGAUAACGGCGUUCGAUGGGCAUGGCGACAAUUCCUUUGAAUUUCCAGCAUUUCCGAAACCCUAGAGUAAGAGUGGACUUGAUUGCCAGUGAAAUGCAAAAGGUACUCGAUAAGAUUUUUGCAGAUUUAGCAUGAAUGGCAACACCAGUUCAUCAAAGAUUUAGUAGACAGAAAGGAGAUGAACUUAUCCAGCACAAAUUCUGUUCUGACCAUAUUUAUUUUGCACGUCUAUUGAGCUAAUGCAGGGAAAACAUCAAAGGUGAGUGGCUUGUCCUGAGUUUUGGAUAACGUUAUCAAUCCUUUAAUCUUUAGUUAAGUCCUGUUUCAUUUAUCUUUCAAUUGAGUUCACUCCUCAACUUAUGGUAUAAAGAAAAUAUCAUAAUUGCGAGGUGUGUGUCUGUGGAAAAUUUUCAUUCUCCAUAUCUUGCAGUUUGGAACUUGGAUUUGUCUGCAAUUGACAGAUAAAUUGUGCUGUCAUUU
This is a messenger RNA of Rubroshorea leprosula, 565 nucleotides long. The record is from the annotation of a GenBank genome assembly. Lineage: Eukaryota; Viridiplantae; Streptophyta; Magnoliopsida; Malvales; Dipterocarpaceae.